AUGCAUCUUUGUCUCCCUCUGUUUCCAUGCAUCUUUGUCUCCCUUUGUUUCCAUGCAUCUUUGUCUCUCUGUCUGUUUUUGUGUGUCUUUGUCUCCCUCUGUUUCCAUGCAUCAGUGUCUCCCUCUGUUUCUAUGCAUCAUUGUCUUCCUGUUUCCAUACAUCUUUGUCUCCCUCUGUUUCCAUGCAUUUGUGUGUCUUUGUCUCCCUGUCAGUUUCCAUCCAUUUUUGUUUCCAUGUUGUCUUAUUUGUCUGUUCCUUUUUCCUCUUGUCUAUGUUUCUCUAUUCUUUUUUGCUCAUCUGUCUGCCCAUUUCCUUCUACUUUUCUCUGCCUCUUCCUCUCUGAUUUCAAUUCCUCACUUGCUCUCUUGUUUUUUGUAAUUCUUGACACUCCUGUUCACGCUCUUUAUAUUUUCUUUUUAAAAGCUUUCCUCAGAAAUUGUCCUUCUAUCUUACCAAUUCAGUGCAAUCCAAGUAGUGAUCUUUUCCUCUGUUAA
Messenger RNA from Acanthosepion pharaonis, 495 nucleotides. Lineage: Eukaryota; Metazoa; Mollusca; Cephalopoda; Sepiida; Sepiidae. The record is from the annotation of a GenBank genome assembly.